AUGGGUAACAUGCAGAGCGUGUUGUCUACUUUUGUUGCGCUCUUUGCUGGCCGUUCAGUCACUCUCCAUGUGGAUGUUAGCAGACGCGGCGUCAAAAUUGGACAAGUUCAGUCUACCGCCUUGUCGGAAGACAAGACACAAGUCGGACAAUGCAUCGGGAUCCUUCGGUACCUCGUCUGUACGGGUGCGGAUAUGGAGAAGAUAAAUAGGACCUCGCCCUCGCAGAUUGUGGGGAUACUGCACAACAAAGGCGAUCACUGGAAGUGCCUCCGUGGUGCGCGAUUAAAGAACAACAUCUUAGAGCUCUAUUUGAAUUCUGAUGAUGACGAGGACACGGCAAGGCAACAUGGACAUGAGAUCGCAGAAUGCUUUGCCUUUUCAUCAACAUGUCGGCUCUUGGCGCCUGAAUAUCUGCUUGAGGUCCUAGGUAUGAAGCCAAAGGACGCCCCCUCUCUCAAGGAUCUUCCAGGCCAAUUUACCUUGGAAAACCAUAAAGUUGCCAAGGAUGCCUUUAUAAAAAAUGGGAGGGUCAUCAUUGGCUUCACAUCGCCGGAAGUUGCUUGUCAACUCCAACGCAUCGCAGCGAAAAGGGAUGCCCGCUUCAAUGUGGAAAAUGUGCUGAACCACACGCGACCACAGACUGCGGAGUUGUGA
Clonostachys rhizophaga is the source of this 654-nucleotide messenger RNA. The record is from the annotation of a GenBank genome assembly. Lineage: Eukaryota; Fungi; Ascomycota; Sordariomycetes; Hypocreales; Bionectriaceae.